This is a messenger RNA of Carlito syrichta (Philippine tarsier), 3007 nucleotides long. RefSeq names its product integrin subunit alpha 8 (gene ITGA8). Gene Ontology annotation, cellular component: external side of plasma membrane; integrin complex. The annotation marks the transcript as partial. The record is from RefSeq and is a predicted model, not a curated record. Gene Ontology annotation, molecular function: integrin binding. Gene Ontology annotation, biological process: cell adhesion mediated by integrin; integrin-mediated signaling pathway; cell-cell adhesion. The transcript is spliced from 29 exons. NCBI's taxonomy places the organism in Eukaryota, Metazoa, Chordata, Mammalia, Primates, Tarsiidae.
CUUCCCCACCCCUUCUGCAGAGCCAGCGUCUUGGUGGGGGCGCCCAAAGCCAACACCAGCCAGCCCGACAUCGUGGCAGGGGGAGCCGUCUAUUACUGUCCGUGGCCGGUGGAGGGUUCGGCGCAGUGCAAGCAGAUACCGUUUGACACCACCAACAACAGAAAGAUCAGAGUUAAUGGAACCAAAGAACCUAUAGAGUUUAAAUCAAACCAGUGGUUUGGAGCAACAGUGAAAGCUCACAAAGGGAAAGUUGUGGCCUGUGCUCCUUUGUAUCACUGGAGAACUCUUAAACCAACACCAGAAAAGGAUCCAGUUGGCACUUGCUACGUAGCAAUUCAGAAUUUCAGUGCCUAUGCUGAGUAUUCUCCUUGUCGGAACAGCAAUGCUGAUCCUGAAGGCCAGGGUUACUGCCAAGCAGGAUUUAGUCUGGAUUUUUAUAAGAAUGGAGACCUUAUUGUCGGAGGACCUGGGAGUUUUUACUGGCAAGGUCAGGUGAUCACUGCCAGCAUUGCAGAUAUCAUUGCAAAUUACUCAUUCAAGGAUAUCCUAAGGAAACUGGCAGGAGAAAAGCAGACGGACGUGGCUCCAGCUUCCUAUGAUGACAGUUACCUCGGAUACUCAGUUGCUGCUGGGGAAUUCACUGGAGAUUCGCAGCAAGAAUUGGUUGCUGGAGUUCCAAGAGGAGCACAGAAUUUUGGAUAUGUUUCAAUCAUUAACUCUACAGAUAUGACCUUUAUUCAGAAUUUCACUGGUGAACAGAUGGCAUCUUAUUUUGGAUACACUGUUGUAGUAUCAGAUGUUAACAAUGAUGGAAUGGAUGACAUCCUAGUUGGGGCACCCCUCUAUAUGGAACGAGAAUUUGAGAGUAAUCCCAGAGAAGUAGGGCAAAUCUACCUGUACUUGCAAGUGAGCUCCCUCUUCUUCAGGGACCCCCAGGUGCUCACCGGCACUGAGACUUUCGGGAGAUUCGGUAGUGCUGUGGCACACUUAGGAGACCUGAACCAAGAUGGAUACAACGACAUUGCCAUCGGUGCACCCUUCGCAGGCAAGGAUCAAAGAGGCAAGGUGAUCGUUUACAAUGGGAACAAGGACGGCUUAAACACCAAGCCUUCCCAAAUUCUGCAAGGAGUGUGGGCCUCGCAGGCUGUUCCUUCCGGAUUUGGCUUUACUUUAAGAGGAGAUUCAGACAUAGACAAGAAUGAUUACCCAGAUUUGAUUGUAGGUGCAUUCGGAACAGGAAAGGUUGCUGUUUACAGAGCGAGACCAGUUGUGACGGUGGAUGCCCGACUGCUGCUGCACCCAAUGAUCAUCAAUCUUGAAAAUAAAACCUGCCAGCUCCCAGACUCUAUGACAUCUGCAGCGUGCUUUUCUUUAAGCGUAUGUGCAUCUGUAGCAGGCCAGAGCAUUUCAAACACAAUAGCCCUGAUGGCUGAGGUGCAAUUAGAUUCCCUGAAACAAAAAGGAGCCAUUAAACGAACACUCUUCCUUGAUAAUCAUCAGUCCCAUCGAGUCUUCCCUCUUUUGAUAAAGCGGCAGAAAUUCCUCCAGUGCCAGGACUUUCUUGUUUACCUUCGAGAUGAAACUGAAUUCCGAGAUAAAUUAUCUCCAAUCAACAUUAGUUUGAAUUACAGUUUGGAUGAAUCCACCUUUAAAGAAGGCCUGGAAGUGAAACCGAUACUGAACUACUACAGGGAAAAUGUUGUAAGUGAACAGGCUCACAUCCUGGUGGACUGUGGAGAAGACAAUUUGUGUGUUCCUGACUUGAAGCUGUUGGCUAGACCAGAUAAGCAUCAGGUAAUCAUUGGAGAUGAGAAUCACCUUAUGCUCAUAAUAAAUGCAAGAAAUGAAGGGGAAGGAGCCUAUGAAGCUGAACUCUUUGUAAUGAUUCCAGAAGAGGCAGAUUAUGUUGGGAUUGAACGGAACAACAAGGGCUUUCGCCCACUGAGCUGUGAGUACAAGAUGGAAAAUGUAACCAGGAUGGUGGUGUGUGACCUUGGGAACCCCAUGGUGGCUGGAACAAAUUAUUCUCUAGGCCUUCGAUUUGCAGUUCCACGUCUCGAGAAAACAAACAUGAGCAUCAACUUCGAUCUCCAAAUCAGAAGUUCCAACAAGGAUAAUCCAGACAGCAAUCUUGUGAGUUUGCAAAUCAACAUCACUGCUGUGGCUCAAGUGGAAAUAAGAGGAGUAUCCCACCCUCCGCAGAUUGUUCUGCCCAUUCACAACUGGGAACCGGAAGAGGAGCCCCACAAAGAGGAGGAAGUUGGACCAUUAGUGGAACAUAUUUAUGAGCUACACAAUAUUGGACCAAGUACCAUCAGUGACACCAUUCUGGAAGUGGGCUGGCCAUUCUCUGCUCGGGAUGAAUUUCUUCUCUAUAUUUUUCAUAUCCAAACUCUGGGGCCUCUGCAGUGUAAAACAAAUCCUGACAUCAACCCACAGGAUAUAAAGCCUGCUGCCUCUCCAGAGGACACCCCUGAGCUCAGUGCCUUUUUGCAAAACUCCACCAUUCCUCAUCUUGUCAGGAAGAGGGAUGUGCCUGUGGUCGAAUUCCACAGACAAAGCCCCGCAAAAAUAUUGAACUGUACAAAUAUCGAGUGUCUGCAAAUCUCCUGUGCAGUGGGACGACUUGAAGGAGGAGAAAGCGCCGUCCUGAAAGUCAGGUCACGAUUAUGGGCCCAGACGUUCCUCCAGAGAAAAAAUGAUCCCUAUGCUCUUGCAUCUCUGGUGUCCUUUGAAGUUAAGAAGAUGCCUUAUAAAGAUCAGCCAGCAAAACUCCCAGAAGGAAGCAUAGCAAUUAAGACAUCAGUUAUUUGGGCAACCCCAAAUGUUUCCUUCUCAAUCCCAUUAUGGGUAAUAAUACUAGCAAUACUUCUUGGAUUAUUGGUUCUGGCCAUUUUAACCUUAGCUUUAUGGAAGUGUGGAUUCUUUGACAGAGCAAGACCUCCCCGGGAUGAUAUGACAGACAGGGAACAGCUGACAAAUGCCAAGACCCCUGAGGCAUGACAAG